Papilio xuthus (Asian swallowtail) is the source of this 669-nucleotide messenger RNA. RefSeq lists its product as uncharacterized. The transcript has 3 exons. NCBI's taxonomy places the organism in Eukaryota, Metazoa, Arthropoda, Insecta, Lepidoptera, Papilionidae. The record is from RefSeq and is a predicted model, not a curated record. The coding region runs from base 73 to 456 and encodes 127 amino acids.
UAAUCAAACUGCAGUAUUCUGCUAAAAUUAUUGUAUGCGACAGGUUUAAUUUAACUUCUUAAAUCAUUGGCUAUGUAUCUUGGUGCAGAGCAUGCGCCGAGGGCGCUGUGGGCGCUGUGGGCGCUUUGGGCUUUGAUGGUGCUGGCGCCGGGUGCGGAAGGCGCGGCCUUAGAUUCCUUGUUCGACGUAUCCUCAGAAGACGUCAUCCACAAGCAGAUGGCCAUGAACAGAGGCUUUAGUGACAGCGACGGAGUCGUCGAGGUGCUGAGAGAAGAAUACAGAUAUCCUUUGGAUGGUACGAGGCGAGGUCUAUCGCGGCCGGCCGUGGAGGUGGGCCCCGGCGCGUUCAAGUCGGAGCCGGUACCGCUAUCUCCGCACACGCUCAAGAAACAACUCGAACAUCUCAUCCAACUUCAACAGAAACGAAACAAUCAAAAUAAAAUUUUGGAUCCUUAAACAUCUCAAAUUCAUCAAUAACUUUCUAAAACCUGCAGUUCGUCUGGUGUUCCGAAUUUUUACGUGCGUCGAUGAUCACCUCGGUGUUGGCGCCGCUCCUUUGUCCCCUUCUCCUAGAAAAAAGACUAUCGCGCAUUAUUAUUAUCGUAUGAUUGUACGAGUUAAUAUCUUCCAUUAUCAGUGAACAACAAAACAAGGUAGAAAUAGAAAAAC